AUGAUACCAGAAGCUGUACAAAUUUUCUUUGAUAUGUGCUCCGAACCUGACAUCGAUGGCUAUGAGGCUGACACUAGCUUGUGUGUGUCAGAGAACUGGUCAGAGCGCUCUGACACACCUUUCUUGAGCUCAUCGGAUGAUCUUCUCCUCGACCCUGCAUACUGGAAGGCAAACCCAGAGAAGGAGUCUCUAAUGAGACAGCGCAUCUUUGGUCAAGUCACUACUACUGUCCUUGCUCCCGUUUGUGAUUUGGAGAGCAUUACAGAGCCCGAAAGCGAACCGGACGCACAUAACCUCACACCAAAAGCCCCACCUGCUGUCCUUGCACCCAUCUGUGAUUCGGAUAGCAUUACGGAGCCCGAAAGCGAACCGGAUGCACCUACAACAGCCCCACCUACUGUCCUUGCACCCGUCUGUGAUUCAGAUAGCAUUACGGAGCCUGAAAGCGAACCGGACGCACCUACAACAGCCCCACCUACUGUCCUUGCUCCUGUCUGUGAUUCAGAUAGCAUUACGGAGCCUGAAAGCGAACCGGACACACCUACAACAGCCCCACCUACUGUCCUUGCUCCUGUCUGUGAUUCGGAUAGCAUUACGGAGCCCGAAAGCGAACCGGACGCACCUACAACAGCCCCACCUACUGUCCUUGCACCCAUCUGUGAUUCGGAUAGCAUUACGGAGCCCGAAAGCGAACCGGACGCACAUAACCUCGAACCAACUGUCGCAACUCCAGUACACAAGCCUAUCUUCGCAACACCAAGUCCUCCCCCCCCUACGUCAAUCUAUUGGAAGUAUGUGUCGAAGGAGGAAGAUGCUGCGUGGUAUGACCGAUCAGGGAAUGAUGACAGGUUUCGUGCUGUUCGUGAGAUCAAGCGAGAGCUUCAAGCUCUCUGCGAUAGUAAGUAG
Suillus plorans is the source of this 906-nucleotide messenger RNA. RefSeq lists its product as uncharacterized. The record is from RefSeq and is a predicted model, not a curated record. The transcript has 3 exons. The coding region runs from base 1 to 906 and encodes 301 amino acids. Lineage: Eukaryota; Fungi; Basidiomycota; Agaricomycetes; Boletales; Suillaceae.